AAUUGUGGUUGGUUGGUUCGUUUUUUCAGGUUGUCAAAAUUUGAGGAACUCUGCAGCAAUCAUGAUGACUUUUCCUAGACUACUUGCUUAGAGAGAACUAUAUUUUCCUGCUGAAGGAGAUAUUGUUAUAAUAAGGUGCUAGAGUUUCACUCGAUAUUCCAAGGUGUGGCUCCAAGUAACCUUGAAGGUUCUCCCAUUCUUCAACCUUAAUAGCCUAUGUUUAUGGACGAAAAAUCAAAAUUUUCGAACCAUGUUCCUGCCUCUUGCAGGCAUCCAUCAUACAAACUUGCAGAAGUUGCAUAAUUUUCUCCGACUGAGUGGGACUGGCCGCACUGUUGGACCUGAUUGGUGCUCCUAUUGAUAGUCGAUAGAAUUUUCUGGUUGCCGAUUGGACUCCGCCAUUGACUUUUUCAAGUCCCAGGAGCUAGUUCUGGACUUCUGGUACUGAGGCUCUUUUUUUUUUGGAGGAACAGGUACUGAGGUUCAGGAAUUGCCUAACUUUGCUCUGGAAAUUUCCUCAGCUUUUAAGUUAGUUGUCUUGAACUUCCCCACUAUUUCAGCGUUUCCUGUCACUUCAAAGGUCAUGUUAGCAUGGCCCAACGAGUAGGCAGGUUAGGCAGUAAUUCAAAUUGUAGUUAUUACGAGUUGGGUCAUUUUGGAUAGUCUUGGCAUCCGAAGGAUCUAUUGUUUGACAGGAUGGACGUUUGGCUUUAUUAGUUGAAGCUUUUUUUUUCAGCCAAAGGACAAAGUGGGUUAUCUUGUGAUGGUUUGGAAGUUUGUGGCCGCGUAGCAUCAUCCCAAGGACAAAGGAAAUAUCAUUAUUUGAGAGGAAGUUCAUUUCGUGCUGGUCCAUGGAGCUUGCCAUGGAGCUUGGUGUUGGUACAAGGUUGUUCCUUUACUGAAACAAGCUGGCUACAAAGUGACGGCUCUCGACUUGGCCGCUUCUGGGAUCCAUCCAAAGCAGGUUACCGAGCUGGGUUCGGUCUCGGACUACCUGGCGGCUGGCGCCACUUAUGGAGUUGAUGACUUCCUUAACAGGAGAAGAAGAGAAGGUGAUCUUAGUUGGACAUAGUAUGGGUGGUGUUGGGAUAUCUGCUGCAAUGGAAAAAUUUGCAGAGAAAGUAGCUGUUGCGGUGUUUGUAGCGGCCAUGAUGCCAGCUCCUCAUCCUGGUGUCAGCUAUUCUGUUACAAAAGAAGAGUGUCUCAAGCAAAUGGAUUUCGUGGAUAGCCAAUUCUCAUUCCAUGAUGGUCCUGAAAAUCCUCCGACCAGUGUAUUGUUUGGACCCAAGGCGAUGUCAACUAAAUUGUACCAGCUCUCCCCGCCUGAGGAUUUAACACUGGGAAUGAUGCUUAUAAGGCCCUGCCCUCUCUUCAACGAUGCGGAAACAGAAGCUGAAAUAGCCCUGACAAGCGAAAAAUACGGAUCAGUUCCUCGAGCUUAUGUUGUCUGUGAAGCAGACGAAAUUAUCAAGCCGCAUCUGCAGAGGUGGAUGAUCGAGAACAACCCAACUGACGAUGUCAAACCCAUAUCUUCUGCUGAUCACAUGGCAAUGUUCUCAAAACCACAUGAGCUCUGCACUUACCUUUUGGAGCUUGCCAGCGAGUAUGCUUGAUGAGUGAACGAUUGCCUCUGGCUUCGCCGCCCGUGGUAAAAGUGGAUCUGGCAAAUUUAUAGAGUGCUACUGAAGUGUAAUUGUAUGUUGUGGAUAUCUUAAUGUGAAAAAGGCGAAACCUUUCUGACGGCUGACGGAGCAGGGUUCCUUUCUCUUCUUUAAUUAAGCGGCCGUUGCUCCAUGUCUGGAGAAGCAGCAGAGUUCCUUUCUCUGCUUAGUGACAAACGAAAACAAAUGUGUAUGAAAUAUGAAAUCAUAUUUCUCGUUCCAGAAGCAAUAUAAAUUCAUUGUACUCGUUCUCUUACAGGAAUUAUGGUUGGUUGGUUCUUUUUUGCAGAUUGACAAAAUUUGAGGAACUCUGCGGCAAUCACAAUGACUUUUCCUAGGUCACUUGCUUAGAAAGAACUAUCUUUUCCAGUUGAAGGAGAGAUCAUUAUAAUAGGGUGCUACAGUCCAACUCGAUAUUCCAAGGUGUGGCUCCAAGUAACCUUGAAGGUUCUCCGAUUCUUCAACCUUAAUAACCUUUGUUUAUGGACGAAAGGUAAAAUUUUCGAAUUAUGCUCCUUCCUCUUGCGGGCUUUCAUUAUACGCAAUUGCAGAAGUUGCAUAAUUUUUCUGACCAAGUGGGACUGGCCGCACUGGUCGCCCUGACGGGUGUUCCUAUUGGUAGUCAAUAGACGUUUCUGGUUGCUGAUUGGACUCUGCUAUGGACUUUUUCAAGUACCAGGAGAUAGUUCUGGACUUCUGGUGCUGAGGUUCAGGAAUUGUCAAACUUGGUGCGUUUCCUGUCACUUCAAAGGUCAUGUUAGCAUGGCCCAGCGAGUAGGCACUAGGCAGGUUAAGUAGUAAUUCAAACUGUAGUUAUUACGAAUUGGGUCAUUCUGGAUAGUCUGAUAUACCCGAAGGAUUUAUUGUUUUGACAGGAUGGACGUUUGGCAUUAUUAGUGGAAACUUAUGAUUUCAGCCAAAGGACAAAGUGGGUUAUCUUGUGAUGGUUUGGAAGUUUGUGGACUGCGUAGCAUCAUCCCAAGGAGAAGGGAAAUAUCAUAAUUUGAGGGGAAGUUGGGAGUUUCUGUAAGCAGAGAAGAGCCAGAUGGAGGAGGAGAAACAGAGUCGUCAUCAUCAUCAUCAUUUCGUGCUGGUCCAUGGAGCUUGCCAUGGAGCUUGGUGUUGGUACAAGGUUGUUCCUUUACUGAAACAAGCUGGCUAUAAAGUGACCGCUCUCGACUUGGGCGCUUCUGGGAUCCAUCCAAAGCAGGUUACCGAGAUGGGUUCGGUCUCGGACUACCUCGCGCCGCUGAUGGAGUUGAUGGCUUCCUUAACAGGAGAAGAAGAGAAGGUGAUCUUAGUUGGACAUAGUAUGGGUGGUGUGCGAUAUCUGUAGCAAUGGAAAAUUUUGCAGAGAAAGUAGCUGUUGCAGUGUAUGUAGCGGCUAUUAUGCCAGCUCCUCAUCCCGGUGUCGGCUACUCUUUUCCAAGAGAAGAGGUGCUUUUCCCCUUCUCUUUCUCGUUCUUUGUUGGAUAAAUUGGUUUUUCAGUUUCACAUCGUAUUAGAGUGUUUAAUCAACUUUGGAUUUGAGUAUAAAGUUGCAAACUUUUAUCCGUUUUGGGUACAAUAAGUUGCAGACUUUUAG
This is a messenger RNA of Linum trigynum, 3246 nucleotides long. NCBI's taxonomy places the organism in Eukaryota, Viridiplantae, Streptophyta, Magnoliopsida, Malpighiales, Linaceae. The record is from the annotation of a GenBank genome assembly.